GGUGAGCGAGGUUUCCACUAUCAGUCAGCAGGAUGGGUUUGCUUCGAAACGUUAUCUUGCUGGUGGCAUCCGUUAUUGCCAUUGCCACCGGACAACAGCAGGAGACCCAACGGGAGACGUUUAAGCUGUGCGUUCCGCAUCAAAUCAUGGACGCGUGCAAAGCUUUGAUGGCCAAACCGGACGCGACGACGGUGCAGGUUCAGUGUGUUGCCGGUCGGGAUCGAAUGGAAUGCUUGGAGAAGGUGAAUACACGCCAGGCGGAUUUCGUAGCCGUCGAUCCGGAGGAUAUGUACGUGGCUUAUCACAUGGCCAAUCAAGACUUCAGUGUGUUUACCGAGUUUAGGACGGUGGAGGAACCGAAAGCCGAAUUCCGCUACGAGGGAAUAGUUUUGGUCCGGAAGAGUGACAAUUUCAGGAGUAUGGCCGAUCUGAAAGGUAAAAAAUCAUGUCACACCGGGUAUGGUCGAAAUGUUGGUUACAAAAUUCCAAUUACCAAACUCAAGAAGCUGGGUUUGUUCAAGCUGGCUGAUGAUCCGGAACUGUCUCCGUUGGAGAAGGAACUGAAGGGUCUGUCGGAACUGUUUGGCAGCUCGUGUCUGGUUGGAAAGUACUCUCCCAAUGAUGAGGUGAACCGGCUGUUGAAAAAGCGCUACUCAAAUCUGUGUGCACUCUGCGAACGGCCGGACAUUUGUGACUAUCCGGAUAAGUACUCCGGUUACGAUGGAUCCAUUCGUUGUCUGGUGGAAAACAACGGAGACGUUGCGUUUACGAAGGUGAUUUACGUCAACAAGUAUUUUGGUUUACCGGUUGGUGAUGGCCCAGCUAAACCGGCCUUGAAUCCAGCUGCCCGUGCGAAUGAUUUCGUGUAUCUCUGCGAGAACGGGACCACUCGACCCAUCACCGGUCCAGCCUGUUCUUGGGCUCAACGUCCCUGGCAGGCAUACAUGGGCAACGGCGAUAUCAACAGUCGGUUCCAGCGGCUGCAGAAACGGUUGCAACAGUUCUACGAAGAUGCGAAAAAUAGUGCCAAUGCAGCGGAGGCCGCUAAAAUGUGGGUUGAUCGGAAGAAUGUUCUGGUCGAUCGGGAAGUUCCGGUACUGCCGGGAGAUCAUCUGAAUCGGGCACAAUACAAGGACGUGAUCGAACGCGAUGGUCCGUUCGAGUACAAGAUAAAGUUGUGUGUGUCUUCCGAACUGGAACAGGAAAAGUGUGACGUCAUGAGCAGGGCAGCUUCGUCGCGGGAUGUUCGUCCGGAGAUCGCAUGUGUGUUGAAGGGUAAAAAUGGUUGCGUGGACGCGGUCCGGCGAGGCGAGGCUGACGUUGUAGUUCUCAAAGGCGAACAUCAAACCGAACCGAACGUCCACGGCUUGAAGCCGAUACUGUUCGAAAAGUACGACGAUGACGAUGUGAUGGUCGCGAUCGUUGACAAGGAAACCACCCGCGAUCAACUACUGAAGGCACCACUCGAUUUUGACGUUUCGGACCAAAGGGCCGUUUCAGCGGCGCUGUUUCUGAACGACAAACGACAACGAAAGGAUUGCCCGAAUAAGCUAGCUUCUACACCGAACUCACCGAUCAAAAUUAUCUCCGCCCAGGAUCUGACGCGGCUCGGUUCCGACCAGGUUCGACUCGUCUGCCCAAAUCUUCAGCUGGAACCGAUCGCUAAUUUUGCCUCGUGCAACAUCGACUACACUUUGCCGGCCGGAAUCUACGUGCGCAAAACGGUAACCGGACAGAUCGAGGACAACAUUGCGCAUGCUUUCGUCGCUCUGUCCGACAAGUUUGGACACGGUGCCAACGGUGAGGUCGUGUUCGAUAUGUUCGGUGAGUUCAAACCGGGCAGUAAGAACGUUCUAUUUCACGAUCGUGCAGCCCGGUUCGGUGUGGCCGACAACAAGGUCGGAGGAGUGGAACCGGGCAAUUACCGGCGGUUGAUGUGUUUGUAGAAUACUUGACUCGAGCGAACUAUGAUCAUUGCUUUUCUAGAGAACGGAUUACUGGUGUGUGGAUGCCGUUUACAUUCUCAUAUAAAGUAUACGCACAAUAAAAUUUAGCAACAACAAAAAAAUA
Malaya genurostris is the source of this 2070-nucleotide messenger RNA. RefSeq names its product transferrin. Lineage: Eukaryota; Metazoa; Arthropoda; Insecta; Diptera; Culicidae. The transcript is spliced from 2 exons. Gene Ontology annotation, biological process: iron ion transport. The record is from RefSeq and is a predicted model, not a curated record. Bases 33 to 1946 code for a protein of 637 amino acids. Gene Ontology annotation, cellular component: early endosome; recycling endosome; plasma membrane.